This is a messenger RNA of Myotis lucifugus (little brown bat), 2414 nucleotides long. RefSeq names its product BRCA1 associated ATM activator 1 (gene BRAT1). Gene Ontology annotation, biological process: positive regulation of protein phosphorylation; DNA damage response; cell population proliferation. Gene Ontology annotation, cellular component: nucleus. NCBI's taxonomy places the organism in Eukaryota, Metazoa, Chordata, Mammalia, Chiroptera, Vespertilionidae. The record is from RefSeq and is a predicted model, not a curated record.
GACCCAGAGUGGCCGAGCUGCGUGCGGAAGGGUUCCCGUGUCUGUGCAGGACCCCGGCCUCGUCAUGGACCCCGAGUGCGCCCAGCUCCUCCCCGGUCUCUGUGCGGCCCUGGCAGACCCCGGGCAGCCCCUGGCAGAUGACACCUGCUUGGAGAAGUUGCUGGACUGGUUUAAAGCCCUAACUGAAGCAGGGUCCAGCCUGCAGCUGCUGCAGGACAGCCCCUGCCUGGUGGAGCUGCUGCUGCAGGUGCCAAAGACCCUGGGCCUGAGUCCCCGCGUCCUCGCCUUCUCGCUCCGCCUGGCGGGCCUGCUCGCUGCCCAGGAGGACUGCUUCCAGUUCCUGCAGCAGGGGGAGUUGCUGCCCGGGCUCUUCGGGGAGGCGGGCCCCCUCGGCGGAGCGGCCUGGACGGCACCCACUGUGCGCAGCGGCUGGAUCCAGGGCCUGCGCUCCCUGGCCCAGCACCCCAGCGCCCUGCACUUCCUGGCCGACCUCGGUGCCCUGGACACCGUGGUCUCCCUGCAGGGAGACUCCAGCCUGUUUGUGGCCUCGGCGGCCGGGCAGCUCCUGGCGCACAUCCUGGGCCUGUCUCUGCGGGGCCAGGCCGAGGGCCACCCCGGCCCCCAGGUGUGCGACUGGCCGGCCAGUGCCCAGAGGAUCGUGGGCCACAUCGAGGAGUCCCUGUGCUCCCCCGCCACCCCGCGGGUCACGCAGGCCCUCAACGUCCUGACCACCACGUUCGGGCACUGCCACCACCCGUGGACGCAGGUGCUCUGGGCGCGGCUGAGUCCCCUGGUGGCCUGUCUGCUCGAGAAGGACCCCGUGCCAGCUGCACACUCGCUGGUGGACCUCCUCCUCAGCGUGGCCCGGUCAGCCCCGGGGUCAGGAGGCGGGCAGAGGGGCGCUGGUUUUCCCGGGAGCCUCAGGGCGGCUGAUAGGCCGGGAGUAGAGGGGUCACCGGAGGGUCCGGACGCCUGCGACCUGGGAGGGACCUGCGUCUCCGCUGGGCACAGCAGCUGCGGGCGUGGGGGGAGGGCAGGACUCACAUCUCUUGCUGGGUCCUUUCUCUGCAGGUCCCCCGCGCUGGAGCUCCGACCGGCAGCCGGGUGGGAGACGGACCUGCCGCUGACCGGGAGCUGUUUCUGGUCCCCCGCAGGCUUGCCGGCCGGGCCCGAGGGUGACCCGGCGGUGGCAGACACGCUCCUGUCCUCCCGGUCGGCCUGCGUGGGCCUCCUGUGCCAGACCCUGGCCCACCUGGAGCUGCUGCAGCCCCUGCCCCAGCGCCCCGCGCCCUGGCCCCAGGCGCCCCUGCUGGGGGCCGCGGUGACGGUCCUGCGGUUCUGCAAUGGCUCAGCGGUGCCCGCCUCCGGCUCCGACGUGGGGGGCCGCCUCUGUGCCAUCCUGGCCAGCUGCGUCCGUGUCCAGCGAGCGGCCCUCGGCUUCCUGGGGGCGCUGUCUGAGGACACAGGGCCCCCCGAGCUGGUGACGCAGGUGUUUGCCGUCCUCCUGGAUUACCUCCAGAGCCCCGACUCCAGCCCCACGGUUCUGAAGAAGGCCUUCCAGGCCACACUGCGGUGGCUCCUGAGCGCCUCCACGCGCCGGGGCUGCUGCGACCUGGACCCCCCCACCCAGCUGUUCCUCAGAGAGCUUCUCCCUGUGCUGCAGAGGCGCCUGUGCAGCCCCUGCUGGGAGGUGAGGGACUCGGGCCUCGAGUUCCUGACCCAGGUGGUCGGACGCUGGGCAGGACAGGCCGGCUUCAGACACGCGCUCCUGGCUUCCGAGGUGCCCCAGCUGGCGCAGCAGCUCCUGCAGGACCCUGAGAGCUACGUCCGGGCGAGCGCAGUGACCGCCGUGGGGCAGCUCUCCAGCCGAGGGCUGCACGCCUCCCCCGCCGGCCCUGAGCACCUGGGAGGCCCGCAGAGCCUGCUUCCCGAGCUGCUGCACGUGCUGGCCGCGGACUCGGAGGGCUUCCCCCCGCAGGGCCCCAUGCAGGUCUUCACCCAGUGGCUUCGGGACGGCCACGCCGAGGUGGCCGAGGACACGGAGCGCUUCGUGGCCAGGGUGCUCCAGGCAGCCAGCCGGGACCUGGACUGGGAGGUCCGGGCCCAGGGCUUGGAGCUGGCGCGGGUGUUCCUGGAGCAGACGCUGGGCCAGCCCGGCUCCCGCUGUCCCUAUGCCGUGGCCGCCCCGGAGGCCGCCGCCCCUGGCCGUGUGGCCCAGGCCCUGCGGGCCUCCUGCCGCGUGCAGCUCGUCGAGUUCGCCUUCCGCGCCCUGUUUGACUAUGACCGGCCCGUGGCCCAGAAGUCCUGUGACCUCCUCCUCUUCCUGCGGGACCAGGCUGCCCCCUGGGACAGCCUGCAGGAGGCGGGGGGCAGCCCCGACGUGGCCUAACGUGGAGGCCGCCCUGCAGAGGUGG